GGGGAGGAGGGAGCUGCGUGUCUCUCCUGCAUCAGCGCCAACAUCACAGCCACGCCAGCUUUCGUCACCGGAAAACAACGACGAAGAGCCUCGCACAACAGAGGAAGAAAAAAAAUACCAUCAUCAUCAUCAGCAGCUCCUCCUCCUCCUCCUUCUCCUCCACCAGACGUGUGUCCACAGAUCAGGCCAAGACGGCAACAACAAAUAUCUCCCCCCCCCGUAAAGGAAAAUCUCCCACAGGCAUGACCUGAGGAGCAUCAUCGACAUGGGCAACCAGGAGGCAAAGCACAAGAAAGCUGCCGCGGCGUCGGGGAAUGGAAGCUACCCUUCACUGGAUGAAGGAUGGAGAGAGGGAGCAGGGGAGGUGACAAAAAAGGGAGGAAAGAAACUCCAUGGUAAGCAUGGAGGUAAAGGAGCAGGCAACAGUGGAGGAGGAGGAGGAGGAGGAGGGGUGCAUGGCUCAGGACCAGGCAAGAAGAAAAACAAACCAGAGUCCAAGUCGUCCGUCUUCUCCAUCCGCAAGAGGAAGAACAACCUGAAAGGAAAAGGAGACGCGUCAGUGACGGGCUCGAGGGAGGACGUCCUCACGUCCCAACAUGACGAACUGGACACAACAAAAACAUCGGAUCUGUCCGCGGACGAGCUUGGACACUCAGACACCGAGGCUGCUCUCCCUGAGAAGAAGAAGAAGAAGCAGCAGCAGCAGCAGCAGCAGCAGCAGCCGGGAGAUAAGGAUGGAGGUGGAGGUGGAGGAGGACAGGAGCCGAGACAGGAGGUGCAGAGGAAGACCUCAACAGCAGCCACCUCACCCAUGGAGGAGGGAGGACACAAAGGAGGCAGCUCGGGGUCAGACACGGACAUUUACAGCUUCCACUCGGCAGCCGACCACGAGGAUCUGCUCGCUGACAUCCAGCUGGCGAUCAGGCUGCAGCAUCAGCAGCAGGGGGCAAUGGUCUCACAGGGAGGGGGGGAGAAAGAUGUCAGCUGGGGGGGAGGAGGAGAGGAGAAGAGGAGGAAGAGCAAUGGAGUCAUCAAAGUUAAUCCUCUUGAGGUGCCCGACCUGAUUCAGGAGUUAGAGGUGGCGUCUGACGCCCUGUCAUUCCUUGAGACGGGAACUCUUUCAGACUCUGCACCUCCAACACAAUGCCCUCCCUUCUCCACAGAGGUGCAGGAGAGGAGGGAGGAGGUGGAAAAGGAGGAGGAGGAGGAGGAGGUGGAGGAGGCGGAGCAUCUGGAGCUAAACGGGCAGGGACAGAGUGAGAGAGAAGCCCCUCUUUGUGUCGCCACUGGCACAAAAGAGCAGCACACUCCGCUUCAGCAGCCCCCUCACAUAGCCGUCACCGUGGCUACAGUGGGAGGGGCAGCAGUCAGCCCAGUCGCCGUGACAACCAGUGGCAACAGCUUCCCCGAUCACACAUUGGCUGUUGCGGUGGAACACCCGGGGGAGGAACAGGAAGUAGAGCAGGAGGAGCAUGAGGAGCAUGAGGAGCAGGAGGAGCAGGAAGAGCAGGAGGAGCAGAAGUCAGUGGUGGAUGUGGAUUUCAGUCCUUCACCUGCUAAUAGCCGCCACACCAGCACCGAGGCCUCCAACGGGCUCGGGUCCAGAAUCCUCUAUGAGGAAGGUGAGGUUCACUUGGGGUUGGGUACGAGCGUGGAGUCCCUCGAGGACUGCCUAAGUGCUGGUUCUGACCACAACCACUCGGCAGCCAGCACCAGUGCCUCCCCCUCCACCCAGCAGUGCAGGAGGAGGAGCAGCAUCUGCUUCACACCACCGACUCCCCAGGAGAGUCCCACUCUGGCCAAAAGACUCCUCAGGUCCACCCAAUCCUCCACCUCCCCUGGCCCUGUGGUGAAACCCUACCCUCCCAUCUUCCCCUCCUACAUAAAGACCACCACCAGGCAGCUCAGCUCCCCCGGACACUCCCCCGCCCUGUCCCCAUCCCACAGCCCUGUGUCCCCGCGCAGAGUCCACCAUCACCUCCACAGGGCGAUGGCGGAGGGUCAGCAGGUCCGUCGGCAGCGCUCUCGGAGUCUGACCAGGCGCCUCAGCCGCUCGGCUGACUGGACAGAGGAGCAAGACAGGAGAUGGAGGAGCAAAGAGGACGACGGAGAAGGCUCCCGUGGUUCCGGAGAGUAUCUGGACACCUACACAGGUGGAGGCAGCCAGCCCUUAUGUGCCACCAGAAGAUCUUCCUGUGGACAGAUGUCCACUUGUGGCUUUCAGGAUGUCUUUACAGGGCGAACCCUGCUGGAGAAGCUGUUCCUGCAGCAGCAGCAGGAGGAGCCGGAGGAGGCAGAGAGGCUCUGCUCCAGGAUCUUGGCCAUGGGUCUCCUGCUGCCCUUCACCGACUGCUUCAGAGAGCAGCUGGGCGGCAGCACAGCCCACAUCUCCACCGCGCCAGCAACAAAGUUUGACCAUGACCAGUUGUAUACGUGGGCGGCCGUUAACCAGCCGUCACACUCGCUGGACCUGCUGGACCUGAAGCCUCUUGGACAGCUGAAGACCAAACCCGGUUCAGACUCCAGGACUGGACUCAAACCCGCAGACCCUGCAUUCGUUGAGGACAAUCAAGAGCACCAAGCACCCACCAUGCAACUACAGCAGCAGCAGCAGCAGGAGACCUCAGAGAGUUCAGAGGAGGAACGUGUCCAACUGUCAUCGAAGCUGAAGGAGAAACACGUGAACGUCAUCCAGCAGCUGGAGCAGACCAUCGAGGACCUCAGGACGAAGAUCGCAGAGCUGGAGCGACAGCCCCCUCUGCUGGACAUUACCAAACCCAGCACCUCCACCACAGAUAGGGAGUGUGGAGGGGAGGAGGGUCUGCUGAGGGUGGUGUGUGACGCCCACCUGCAGACGGAGGCUCAGCUUGCUGUGGGCGUCCUGGAGGCCAAGUCUGUGCAGACCUCGCCCAUGGACGACAGCUUUAAGUUCAAAGUGCCUUGUAGUGAAGCAGGUGGUGUAGACGGGUCUCAGCCUCCGCCCACUCAACAUGGCUUCCAGUGUUCGUGUCAGCAGCCACCGCCUCCUUCUGCGUCUCUGCCACCACCUCCAGGAGGAGCAGCAUCUCCUCAUCCGGGACAGUCUGUGGUACCUCCUCCACCUCCUCCACCUCCUCUACCACCUGGUUCAGCACUUCCUCCUCCACCUCCUCCUCUUCCUGGAGGUCUUAUCCCACCACCGCCACCACCUCCUCCUCCUCUCCCUGGUGGCACGGCUCCACCUCCACCACCACCACCUCCUCCUCCUCCUCUUCCUGGAGGCCUUGUCCCACCUCCUCCUCCACCUCUCCCUGGUGGCUUUGGCCCUCCUCCUCCUCCUCCAUUACCAGGACUUGGAGGCCCACCUCCUCCACCACCACCACCUCCUCCUCCAGGUUGUGGUCCUCCUCCUCCACCUCCUCCUCCAGGGGUCACCUUUGUUCCUCCAGCUCUUCCUGGUAAUUUGGGCUCGCUGCCUCCUCCUCUGCCGUUCGGGUUGUACACUCUGGGUUUGACUCAGGAGAAACCACCCAGGAAGGCAGUGGUGGAGCCGCCCAGACCCAUGAAGCCGCUCUACUGGACCCGGAUCCAGCUGAACACCAAAAAGGAGAUUUCUUCUUCUUCUUCGUUGGUGUGGGACACCAUCGAGGAACCUGACGUGGAUUUUGAGGAGUUUGUGGAGUUGUUCUCAAAAACUGCUGUAAAGGUGAAGAAGCAGCCGCUGUCCGACACCAUCACCAAGUCCAAGACAAAACAGGUCGUGAAGCUCCUGAACAACAAGCGCUCUCAGGCCGUGGGAAUCCUCAUGUCCUCGCUGCAUCUGGACAUGAAAGACAUCCAACACGCCAUCCUGAAUCUGGACAACAACGUCGUGGACCUGGAGACUCUUCAGGCUCUGUAUGAAAAUAGAGCCCAGCAGGAGGAGCUGGACAAGAUCGAGAAGCACAUCAAGUCGUCUAAAGACAAAGACAACACCAAACCUCUAGACAAACCUGAGCAGUUCCUCUUUCAGCUCUCGGUGAUCCCAAACUUCUCCAGCAGAGUUUUCUGCAUCCUCUUCCAGUCCAGUUUUUCCGAGUGCAUGUCCUCCAUCACCAGGAAACUGGACACGUUGCAGAGGGUUUGUCAGACCUUACAGGACAGUAAGACGGUGAAGACGGUACUGGGUCUGGUUCUGGCCUUCGGUAACUUCAUGAACGGUGGGAAUCGAACCAGAGGCCAAGCCGACGGCUUCAGCCUCGAUAUCCUGCCCAAACUGAAAGACGUCAAGAGCAGCGACAGCAUGAGAAGUCUUCUGUCUUACGUCGUUGCCUACUACCUCAGACACUUUGAUGAGGACGCCGGCAGGGAGACAUGUGUGUAUCCUCUCCCUGAGCCUCACGACUUGUUCCAGGCUUCACAGAUGAAGUUUGAAGACUUUCAUAAAGAUCUGACGCGACUCAGGAAGGACCUCAGAGCUUGUACGUCGGAGGUGGAAAAGGUUUGCAAUGUCUCAGAUGAGGAAAAUCUGCAGCCGUUCAAGGACAAGAUGGAGGAGUUCCUGUCACAAGCUAAAAGUGAACUGGAGACGCUGGACACUCAACUCAGCAGCACUCACAAACUGUUCCUCGAACUCUCCGUGUUCUUCUCAGUGAAGGCAAAGGCAGGAGAGAAGGAAGUGUCUCCAAACACCUUCUUCUGCCUGUGGCACGAGUUCUCCUCCGACUUCAAGGACCAGUGGAAGAAAGAGAACAAAACCAUUCUCAAGGAGAGGUUGAAGGCAGCAGAGGAGAGCUUCCGUCAGGCCAAGGAAAAAGCUUCCUACAGCGUCAAACCUAAACACGCCUCUGGCAUCAAAGCAAAGCUGGGCAUGAAGAUCUGAUACUUGUCGUGAUUAUUUUCCACUUGUGGACACCAGCAGCGAGUCAAAGACAACACGAGGACAGAAGAGACGCCAUGCAAACAUGAAGACCGUGUACCAUGUGUGGGCCGAGGCUUCUCUGGACAUCCUGUUUAAUAUUUAUUGAUUUGCAGAUGAUCAGUUUGUUUUCUUGUUGCCUUAUGUUGCUUUUCUCUCGAGCUGCAAACACAGUCCUGGUCCUGCUGAAGAGCUGUCAAGCUCCAGGAAUCAUGGGCAUCUUUAACAUUCAUUAUACAUGAGCUGGAAAACACACUGAGCUCACUGUCUGUGAGCUCAGAAGAACCUUCAGCAGAAUGUUCAAGUCAAACAAGAGGACCUUGACGUUUGAGGAGCACUUUUUCUCCUGAUUGUGAUCUCACAAAGUCACCACAAGCUCAGCAUGUCAUGUGACAUGACUCAGUAUUAUAUAUUAUUAUUAAUGUUGACUGUAACUUGAAUUUAAAUUGAAUUCCCUUAACCCUCGCCAUCAGUAUUCCUGGGUCACUUUAGAAACUCAAGCUUGUUGGUGUGGCUCUUAACUCAUUGUGAUUUUGGGGUUUCAGGAACAUCACAGUGGUUCCAUAUUAAACACUUUAACAAUUAUGCUAUGCUGCUUUUGUUUUGCUUACUCAGCAGCAUUUUUACUUUUCACAGCGGCCAUUUUCUGCCACUUUAUCUUCCUCAAAGGGGUUAUGGGGGCCGCUGGCUGGAGCCAAUCCCAGUUGACACAGGGCAAAUGGCGGGUCACACCCUGGACGGGUCACCAGUCAAUCACAGGGCCAACACACACAGACGAACAACCAUUCUCCCUCACAUUCACAACCACGCACAAAUGAGGAGAAUAUGCAAACUCCAUGCUGAAAGGCCCUCGGUCGGAAUUAGGCCAUGAACCUGGGUCUUCUUGAUGUAAGGCAACAGUGCUAGUCACUACACCUCCGUGUGGCCCAUGCUUCAGACAGCUUAAAUGUUGGUUGAAAAACUCAGAUCUACUUUCCGCUACCUAUUUCCGCGUCAGGUUUGAUAUGACAUGGUCCUCCUGUGAUUGACCAUAUCUCAAUCCGCCAUAAACUCUUUCAGUCUUGUGCUUCUAAUGAAGUUAAAGGUGGUCAUGACACUUGAAGUCACAGUGUUGAACUUUAUUGAAUGUCCUCACAUUGAUGUCUGAAGAUGUUUUAUACAAGUAAAUCUCAUGGACUUAUACUGAGACAAAAGCUACUGUAUGUAAGCUAACCUACUUUUUAUCCACUCACCUUAUAUCUUAAAGGCUAGGGUUGGGUUGCACCAAUUUGACAUACGUCUCUACUAAAUUCAGGAUUUAGUAAUCACUAAACCACUACUAGAGCCUUGCUAAUUGCAAGCUAGUUUGAAGCUGGAGUACUCAUUUUGGUUGCACCAGACAAUCUUGCGCAAUCCCGUAGCUAGCAAAUUCAAAGUGGUUACUAGUCGAAAUAUAGUGUGAAUGAAUAGUGAAUGGCUAACUUGCUAACUUUUAGCUAUCCUCUCUUAGUUUCAGUAGUGUGCACCUCUCUAGCUUGUCGUAAAAAAGUCCUGCAGGGUGAUCGCAGGUCAACCGGUUUGUUAGUCAAAGACAGGUAAGCCAGCCAGUCAUUCCAUAGAUUAUGUUUAGUACAGUAUUUUGAGGACUAAGAUUGGCAUCAGCUUCAAGGGUGAUAUUAGUGAAUAUCUGGCGGUGGUUUUUGUUGGUUUGAGAGAGUGAAUAUUUUUAACAUCAAAUACAUGGAGAUCUGGUUCAGUUUGUAACUGAUAAAUGAAUUAACAUUGAUAAACAGCACUUAACUACACUCAGUGACGGAGAUGUGCUCUGCCACCUGAACAACAUCCAUGAAUGAUGCAGUAAAUCUUUCAUGUCGUCACCUUGAUAUCUUAGCUUACACGUUAUGGACUCACGCACAUUAUCACACAGUUGCUUGGGACUCUAUUGUCCGAUAAAAGUGUUGGCAGAUAAUCAAACACGGGACACAUUUUAUGAGCAAGACAAUUCUGCAGACUUUCAGUGUAUUUUAAUCACAUGCCAUAUUGUACCAGAUAUACCAUAGGAAGCGUAUAUGUGUGUGUGUACAAUGACGGAUGUGUAUCUACAGAUUGAGUUAUGUUGAAGAAUCAACGACUUUAUUCAUGUAAAAUAAUAACUUGGAAAAAAUAAAAAUGACCUCGGGACA
This is a messenger RNA of Solea senegalensis (Senegalese sole), 7038 nucleotides long. It is a transcript of the gene fmn2b, whose product is annotated as formin 2b. Lineage: Eukaryota; Metazoa; Chordata; Actinopteri; Pleuronectiformes; Soleidae. Gene Ontology annotation, molecular function: microtubule binding. Gene Ontology annotation, biological process: actin nucleation; intracellular transport. The record is from RefSeq and is a predicted model, not a curated record. Gene Ontology annotation, cellular component: cytoplasm; nucleus; endoplasmic reticulum membrane.